AUGUCAUCGUUCAUUCUUUCGCACGAUUUGCAUUUAAUGAUGUUAGAGAUUGGUGUGGAAAACUUGUUUGUCCCUUGGACUACGGACUUUGACAAAGUUAUCCUGAAGAAGACAAUCGUCAUGUUUCGCAUGCUGGAUAACGAUUGGAUAUCGCUGUCGCCAAAUCGACGCGAUUUUCGUCCUUAUCAAGGAUCCAAUUAUGAGAAUGAAAAAUUUUAUGGCGGCAGUUCCGUUGUCUUUUCUGUGCCGACGGAUUUCUUCGAGAAAAAAGUGGACGGCGUUGAUGUCCAGUUAUACGUUCGGAAACAAGUGUGCAAGGAUUUUGAAAUGAUUUCGCGCCAGAAAAUCGGCUUCGUCGCUAUAUCGGUUGAUAAUCUGCUGAACAGCAUCGCCAAACAGAUUCGGGAGCGGAACGAAUUGAUGGAACACUUAUCGGAUUUCUAUAAACGACAGAUUAUUUCGAGGUCUAUAAUGGGAACGUACACUUUGUUAGACGAGAACUUCCGGAAUACCGCUGCCACAAUUUCGCUCUACAUUCGGAUCAGUUACCUUGGCAAAUGCCUCAUAACGGAGAUCACGCAAGUCAAAAGUAUCCGCGAAGCAUUUUAUACUCGCGGAGACUUGGAUGGGAAACAGUGGUAUUUCUCUCGACAGCUGACAUCGAAGGAACUUCAAAGUGGCUGUUGGGAUGAUGAUGGUUUACUUCGUGUUCCUUCAGAUCGUUUAACAUGCUGCUGUGAGGAGCUCGUUAAAAAGGAGGCCGCGGAUUUAUUUAUGGAUCAAUUAUUAGUCGUGACAAAAGGAACUGCUGUAGUAUCGUUGGAAAUACCAAAACAAAUUGUUAUAGAUGUCACUGCUACAAUCGCAAUGAGAACAACUACUGUAAAUGCAGUUGCAGACCUUACUGAUCUGCAGAUUUCCGUUAUUAGAAGUUGCUGUGGAUACUGUAUUUUGCGAAAAUUGAUGAUUAUGGAGUAUAUUAGAAAUUUGUAUACAUUUGAUCUAACAAUGUACAGUUCAACGAUAACCAAAUACGAGGGCAAUAAAAAUCAAAUGUUAGUGCAACCGGGAACGGAAAAUGGCAGAGAUUCGAAUCUCAAUCAACCACCGAAGCACAUGCCGGCGGAACAGCCAUUAAUUUGGCGUAAUAUCAUUGUCAUCGUCGUUCUCCAUAUCGUCGCGAUCUAUUUGUUUGCCACGCGAUAUCGCGAAGCGAAAUUUUGGACCUGGAUGUGGUCAAUCUUACAUUUACUUUCUGCUGGUUUUGGCAUAACAGCUGGUCUUCAUCGUCUUUGGGCACAUAGGAGCUAUAGCGCCAAAUUGCCACUUAGAAUACUACUUGUUUUAUUAUAUUGCUUGGCUGGUCAGACUCAUCCGUCUAAAUGGCUUCGUGUUCAUCGAACACAUCAUAAAUACACAGAUACGUGUGCGGAUCCACAUAACGCUAACCGCGGCUUUUUUUUCUCACACAUUGGCUGGUUAAUGAUGAAACAUCAUCCAGCAGUUAAGAAAUACGGUAAAAAUGUGGAUAUGAGCGAUAUCGCUGCUGAUUCCGUAAUACGUUUUGUUGACAAAUAUUACGCUCUGAUUAUGGUGCCAUUGUGCUUUGUCCUGCCGGCUAUAGUACCGGUCUAUGUAUGGAACGAAACCUGGGACAUAAGCAUAAGCAGCGUAAUUAUCCGCUAUGUGUGGGCGCUGAAUUCAACCUUCUCUGUCAAUAGUUUCGCUCACUUGUGGGGCAAUCGACCGUACAACAGAACUCUUAAGUCAACGGAGAAUCCUGCGGUGUCUUUCUUUGCCAUGGGUGAGGGUUGGCACAAUUACCAUCAUUGCUUCCCGUGGGACUAUAAGGCUGCGGAGCUUGGCUUCUACCGUCUCAAUUUAACUACCGCUUUUAUAGAUUUCAUGGCUUGGUUGGGAUGGGCGUAUGAUUUAAAGACACCAAACGCCAAGCUCGUCGAUAGACUUUGUGCGAAUAAAGGUGAUGGUACACGGGCCAUCACUCCACCACUCGAGAGGUAGGAUAGAUCUUUCUAAAAUAUCAGAUGUUCUUUAAUAAAAAAGAAUAGAAAAAAAUAAAAAGAACGAGAGAGAAUGUAUCAAACAUGUUGUUUUAUUAUAUUUCUUAAAAUCAACAAGUUGUACUUUUUUUUCAAUUUAUUACAAUAAUAAUGGUCUAAUUUAUUUUUGUAAAACUUGAUAUAAUAAAUAAUUUUGAUAAU
Molecule: messenger RNA, 2222 nt
Organism: Atta colombica
Lineage: Eukaryota; Metazoa; Arthropoda; Insecta; Hymenoptera; Formicidae
Exons: 11
Coding region: 1-2022 (673 amino acids)
Biological process (GO): unsaturated fatty acid biosynthetic process
Cellular component (GO): endoplasmic reticulum membrane
Molecular function (GO): iron ion binding; stearoyl-CoA 9-desaturase activity
Source: RefSeq, a predicted model, not a curated record